UUUACCACGACUGCAAAAAAAUCCCAACUCCGCAAGCAAACUCGCAGCAAUGGCCGAGCUACCGGUUGUCAUUUCGGAAAAUGAAGUUUCUCGUCUCUUACACUACGAGGAGCUCAUCCCUCGUCUGGAGGAAGCUUUGGUAAAAUAUUCCCGAAGGGAUAGUUCGGAAGUGAUUCAACCUGUAAGGUCUACUCUGAAUUUGCAGAAAUUUAACGGAAACAUGUGUUUGAUGCCGACGUACAUGGAAAACAACGGAACCUUGUGCACAAAGUUUGUGGGCGUCUACAAUCGGGAGAAAGGCUGCGAACUGCCUUCAGUUAAUGCCACGGUGGUGCUGCUGGACCCCGAGACUGGAAGCAUGAAGGCCGUGAUGGAGGGCAACGUCAUCACGUGCAUGAGGACGGCCGCGGUGUCUGCAAUUUCUGCUAAGUUGCUAAUGCCUCCCAAAGCAGAGGUGCUGGCCAUAUUGGGUACAGGACAACAAGCCCUGAGCCACUACACUGUCUUCACUGAGAUCUUUUCAUUUCAUGAGGUGCGAGUGUGGGGCCACAGAAAACAAGGAAUGUCCAGAUUUCAGAGCUCCGUCAGUGGUCCCGUUACCCUCUGCGACUCCGCUGAGGCAGCAGUGACGGGAGCUGACGUCAUAGUGACCGUCACCUCAAGUUCUGAGCCGGUGCUCUUUGGACAGUGGGUCAAACCGGGAGCUCAUGUGGCAGCGGUGGGAGCUUGCGACCCAAAAUAUCGAGAGCUGGAUGACGUUCUGAUGAAGGAGGCGGUGGUGUACGUUGACAGCAGGGAGGGAGCCAUGGUCGAGUCUGGUGACAUCAUCCUCUCCGGGGUGGAAGUGUUUGCAGAACUCGGAGAAAUCAUCAGUGGAGAAAAACCUGCACUCCGAGAGAAAACAACAUUAUUUAAAUCGCUUGGAAUGGGAGUUGAAGAUGCAGUGAGUGCCAAGCUGGUGUUUGAACAAUGGAAAUCAACAACCAACUAACAUUGGGGUCACUUACCUAUAAAUGUAUUCAUGCAUUCACUCA
Messenger RNA from Syngnathus typhle (broad-nosed pipefish), 1034 nucleotides. It is a transcript of the gene crym, whose product is annotated as crystallin, mu. The record is from RefSeq and is a predicted model, not a curated record. Gene Ontology annotation, biological process: thyroid hormone metabolic process. Gene Ontology annotation, cellular component: cytoplasm. The coding region runs from base 50 to 991 and encodes 313 amino acids. Gene Ontology annotation, molecular function: thyroid hormone binding. NCBI's taxonomy places the organism in Eukaryota, Metazoa, Chordata, Actinopteri, Syngnathiformes, Syngnathidae. The transcript has 9 exons.